Molecule: messenger RNA, 3114 nt
Organism: Engraulis encrasicolus (European anchovy)
Lineage: Eukaryota; Metazoa; Chordata; Actinopteri; Clupeiformes; Engraulidae
Gene: pdlim5a
Product: PDZ and LIM domain 5a
Exons: 9
Coding region: 1121-2446 (441 amino acids)
Biological process (GO): actin cytoskeleton organization; heart development; muscle structure development
Cellular component (GO): filamentous actin; adherens junction; stress fiber
Molecular function (GO): actin binding; muscle alpha-actinin binding
Source: RefSeq, a predicted model, not a curated record
GCAAAUGAUCAGAGCGCCUUUUGAAAUAGUAUACAGGCCCCUCUUCCCUAUAUACGGUGUGGCACUCAUUCAGUAUCUGAUGUGCAUUUUUAUUAUGCGCCGUUGCCAACGCCAUUGCUGAGGGCUGACAGAUUCUAUAGUGGAAGGCGAAACGUGUUGAUGUGUGUUGUUGCUGUUAUGUGUAUGAAAUGUAUAUGUGCAGUGUUACAGCAUGCCACAUGGCCAAGAAACCCCUUGGAGAUGUGUUUUUGUGUGAGAAAACUGUGAAAUGUGUGUCUAAAGGCCUGCAGAAUUGCAUGAUGGGAAAGUAAAGGUUGUCAGAGUGUUUUUUUUUAACCAUCUCUCAACCAUUUGUGUCACUACGUCACACAUCAUUGAAUGUCAUGAAUGCUACAUGCUAGCUAGACUGUAGUAUUGUUUUGGACCACAACGCUGAUGUUUCCUCCCACUAUUUUCAAUUGUUUCAUUUCUUGAUGGCCUAGGGUCUGAAGUUCAAGUCGUUUUGAUUUCUGAAGUAGUUUCCAGCGAGACCAAGUCUAUAGCUGAAGGCAUGCACUGUGUUCAGCCAAUUUAAAGCUGCACAUUUCAGUGGUCAUCAACUUAUAACAGUUAAAAUGGUGGCCCUGCAUAGACUACGACUGCACUGUGCGAGUUUACACAAGUAGAUUGCUGAUCUGUAGUUUGAAUUGUACAUAAGAAAGGUAAUUGUGCUUCCAGCCUGUAGAAUAAAAAACCAGAUAGACAAAGGCCUACGCAAGUAGGCCCAACACAAUAAAUGUGUCUUUGCCAUAGAGAAUCAUAGGAAGCAUCAGUGUUGGUCCAUGUGUGUGCUGUGUGUGCGGUGGUGUGUGUUGCCAUUCUCCUGCAUGUUUCUCCCAACCUCUAGGAGGAGCUGUGUGAGAUCCUCAAGCCUGUCCCCAUAUCCCAUAACCCCCCUAGCCCUGCUGUGGCCGCCCCAGCCUACAACAACAACAACAAAAGCGCCAGGCCUUUCGGUGGUGGUGGUGUUGGGGGUGGAGGACUUGGUGAGGCAGCCAAACCUCCAUCCUCCUGGGCCUCUCCACCACCAUCCAUAGCCUCCAUCCCCUCCGCAUCAUCCGCCUUCACCCCAGCCACCAACAUGUCCCCCACCAUGCCCUCCAUCUCCACCGCCGUUAGGCCUACUCCCACAUUCCCCCACCGCCUGCCACCCCCCACCUCCCCUAAAAAGGUCUCGUGCCCCCCUGCUCCUGCUCCUCCUCCACCCACCGUCCCGACUGCCCCCUCCGUGCCGCAUUCGUCAGUCUACAACACGCCCAUCAACCUCUACUCGGACGACAACGCCUGCGAGGUGGCCAUGGGCCAGCGGAGGGCGCUGUUGGACGGGCAAGGGGAGCCCACGCUGCCCACGCUGCCCACGCUGCCCAACGGAGUCCCCAGGACUCGAGUCAUCGAGCAGGACAUCGGUUUCUACCACAUCCCUACUCACGGCGACUGCAGCAGGAAACGCAUCAUGGAGGACACGGAGGAUUGGCGCCCACGCACCGGCACCUCACAGUCACGCUCCUUCCGCAUACUCGCACAGAUGACGGGCACAGAGAACGAACCAAUAAAGAAGGUUGAGACAGAGGAGCCAAAUGAGGAAGUGGAGGAGCCGCAGGUCAACACCCAUGGCACAUGUGCAGUGAAGACUAUGGUGAAGGGACCAGGAGGCUCCCCUCGAAACACCAACAGCAUCGCCACUCAAGGCGUUCCUCGUAAGAAUGUGGGGCAUGUGAGUGGCCUGAUCACCCCCACCUUUGGGGGCAAGAACAGCAGUCCCCCCAUGGGCCCCGUCAAGGAUCGGCCCGUCCCGCGGCCCCACCCCAAGGAUGAGGACUCCCUGGUGCAGAGGGCAGAGCACUUCCCCGCCGCCGACACCCGCACCCCGGUGUGCGCCAACUGUGACAAAGUCAUCAGAGGCCCAUUCCUGGUGGCGAUGGGCAAGGCGUGGCACCCGGAGGAGUUCAACUGCGCCCACUGCCGCACCUCCCUGGCCGACAUCGGCUUUGUGGAGGAGCAGGGCUCCGUCUACUGCGAACACUGCUACGAAGAGUUUUUCGCACCCACCUGUGGACGAUGCCAGGGCAAGAUCCUGGGGGAAGUGAUCAAUGCCCUGAAGCAGAGCUGGCACGUGUACUGCUUCCUGUGUGCGUCCUGCCAGCAGCCCAUUCGAAACAACACCUUCCACCUGGAGGACGGAGAGCCCUACUGCGAGAACGACUAUUACAACCUGUUCGGGACCAGCUGCCAUGGCUGUGAUUUUCCAAUCGAGGCCGGGGACAAAUUCCUGGAGGCCCUGGGGUUCACAUGGCACGACACCUGCUUCGUAUGCGCCGUAUGCUGCACCAGCCUCGAGAGUCAGACUUUCUUCUCCAAGAAGGACAAGCUGUUGUGCAAGAAGCACGCCAACACCAUCAAAAUAUGAGAGAGAGAGAGAGAGAGAGAGAGAGAGAGAGAGAGAGAGAAAGAGAGAGAGAGAGAGAGAGAUAUUGCAUUUUGUGUCUUCUUUCUUUUCUUUUUUCCAGUGUGAAAGGGGGAACCUUGUUAAUAUAAUGGACAGCAACCUUCAUCUUAUUUGUCUUUUUUCCUCUGUAAAUGCGAGGCCCUUCUUUUUUUACUUUGUAAAUUGAGCACCCAGACUACGCCAUGUGAAGCUAAAUGGAAUGAGAAGCCAAGGGGUUGAGGUUCAGUUUUUCCAAAAACUGACUGUAGCCACAAAUCAUCUAUGCAGCACACCAGCGCAACCUGACCAAGUGCAAACAUUUUUACAAGUGAAAAAGUUCUCAUUAAAGAACAAUGUUUUCUCUCUAUCAGCUGGCGCGAAUACUUUUGCCAAGGUUUAUUUCCAUUCCUUCUCCCAAGUAAUUAAAUAACUUGUUAAUAUAUACAAAUUAAAUAAUUUGUAUAUAUUUCAUGCAUUUUUUCUCUCUUUCUUUUCAGCCCCUUUGUGUAAAUGGCAUUCUUAUUUAAUGAGAAAGGGCUUUUGUUAUUCCUUCCCUGUUUCUUUGACCAGGAGAUUAAAACUGGGCUACUCGGCCUGGCUGGGAGUACAUCUGUAGUAACACCUCCUCUGUGUGUGUGUGUGUGUGUGUG